AUCUUGGAAAAAGUGUUCUAGAAAGAGGAGAAAAAGUUCCUUCAGAGAUUUUCAGUGUUUUCUUUUGCAAUUAUUACACACAAUGAUUAGAAAAAUACUCUUUACAGUACUGUGCAAUCUUGUUUUUGUACUAAAUGCGACCCACCUCGAGUAUGACGGCUGGCUGAACAUCGAGCUGUACCACGCGCUGGACAUUCACGAACCGCACAAGUUCAUUACCCGAGGCAAUGUCACCAUCACCAGUCUGAAUAGCGGGGCAGUGUCCCUGUCGCAGGAACCGCUAACGGUUCAUGAGCGGAACCAGUUCCGGAAGUUGGCCGAAGAAAACCGACUCUACCGGUUGGAAGCUCACGUUCUGGAAGCCGAUGGAUCCCGGUCCAAGUUCCUGACGUCAUCCAAAGCGUGCGCAUUGGCAAAAUCUCAACUGGCGGACGUUCUUUGGGUUUCGUUGGAUCAUGCCGGAUCCGUCACGGCCAUUACUCAGUCGGUCAACAAUGGCAAUACGGAUAACUGCCGGGACUUGACCACUCGAGACUUUGAGGUGUUGGAUGAAUUCAACACCGACGUGUAUGUGAAACCGAUGGAAAAUGCACCGAUUCCGGAUACAGCCAGUUUCAUCCAGAAGUUGGAACGUGAACGGGAAGCACGAGAGCGGGGUGAAACCAAGGAUACCCGUGGCUUCUUUGCCAAAUAUUGGAUGUACAUCGUUCCGGUAGCGAUUCUUAUUCUCAUAUCGGGUGCUACCAACCCGGAAGCAGCUGGCGGACAGCGUUAAAACCAAAAAAUAGGAAUAGUUUUUCAUUAUUUCUUAAUUUAUUCGUAGGAGUUCUCUUUCCCAUCAAAUAAAAUCUUCUAGUUCUCUACAGAAA
Messenger RNA from Ochlerotatus camptorhynchus, 869 nucleotides. RefSeq names its product ER membrane protein complex subunit 10 (gene EMC10). Gene Ontology annotation, cellular component: EMC complex. NCBI's taxonomy places the organism in Eukaryota, Metazoa, Arthropoda, Insecta, Diptera, Culicidae. Bases 83 to 775 code for a protein of 230 amino acids. The transcript is spliced from 4 exons. The record is from RefSeq and is a predicted model, not a curated record.